This is a messenger RNA of Pecten maximus, 3920 nucleotides long. RefSeq names its product serine/threonine-protein kinase Chk1-like. The transcript has 14 exons. The coding region runs from base 116 to 1582 and encodes 488 amino acids. Gene Ontology annotation, biological process: protein phosphorylation; DNA damage checkpoint signaling. Gene Ontology annotation, cellular component: nucleus. NCBI's taxonomy places the organism in Eukaryota, Metazoa, Mollusca, Bivalvia, Pectinida, Pectinidae. Gene Ontology annotation, molecular function: ATP binding; protein serine/threonine kinase activity. The record is from RefSeq and is a predicted model, not a curated record.
AGAAAUGGCGGUGCAUUUGGAUGUGUAUUUGUAAACAAGAAGAAAAAAAGUGUUUUGGACUUCAUAUAGUUGGAAACAUCAGCAAAAGGAGGUAUGUUAGUCCCCUAGCUGACUAAUGGCUGUAGUAACUACGUUUGUGGAGGGCUGGGAUUUCGUCCAGACGCUCGGAGAAGGUGCCUAUGGAGAAGUGAAGUUAGCUGUAAAUACUGACACACAGGAAGCCAUAGCAGUGAAGAUCAUCAACUUAGAACGAUGUCCUUCAGCAGCCGACAGCGUCCGCAAGGAGGUGUGUGUCCACAAAAUGUUGAAUCAUGACAAUGUCAUCAAAUUUUUCGGUUUCCGGAAGAAUGGCAACAUGCAGUAUCUGUUCCUGGAAUAUGCAAGUGGCGGAGAGCUGUUCGAUAGAAUAGAGCCAGAUAUUGGCAUGUCUCAGGGAGACGCUAACAAGUACUUUAAACAACUCAUGGCGGGCGUGGAGUACCUACACAGCCGCGGUGUCACACAUCGAGACCUGAAGCCAGAGAAUGUCCUCCUGGAUGAUUUUGAUAAUUUGAGGAUAUCUGACUUUGGUCUUGCUACUGUGUUUCGUUACCAAGGCAAUGAACGUCUACUAGAGAGAUGCUGUGGUACGGUGCCUUAUGUAGCCCCGGAGGUGAUUAGUCGUAAGCCAUACCAUGCAGAGCCGGCAGAUGUGUGGUCAUGUGCUAUCAUACUUGUAGCUCUCCUGGCUGGAGAGUUGCCUUGGGAUGAGCCAAACUAUGGCUGCCAAGAGUACAGUGACUGGAAGGACUGUCGGAUCACUGUCCCUCCUUGGAGUAAGAUCGACAACCUGGCUCUGUCUUUACUGCGGAAGUUGUUGGUGGAGAAUGCUUCAAAGCGAUUUACAGUCCGUCAAAUCAAGGGUCAUCAGUGGUUCAACAAAAACUUUAACAAGACACAUAAAGGGUCAUGGGGUCGUCUACCAUCAGGAUCACCCAGCGAUUCUCCUUGUGGUACAGGUCCUUUCAAGCGAGUGUGUUCUGGAUUGUCUCCCCCUGGACACAGUACAGAUAGUGAUAUUAUGCGAGUGUCGUCGUCUCAGCCUGAUCCUCAGCAGCUUCCAGAUAAUACAGGAGAUGGUGGUCAAUCCUCCGUGGACGCCAUCUUUAGCUUCUCACAGCCGGUCCACCCGGAGAAUAUGUUCCUUAGCAGUCAGUUCCAGGGCACACCAGGGUGUUCACAGACACCGCUACAGAAGAUGGUGCGGAGGAUGACCAGGUUUUUUGUACGGGCAGACAAGGAUGAUAGUAUGGCCGAACUGGAAAGGGUCCUCCAACAGCUCGGAUACAACUACAAACGUAACUCGCGGGGCAUGGCAACAGUGAGUGCCCAUGACCGGAGGAAGAUGUCUCUUGUGUUUAAAGCCUGUCUUCUAGAGAUGGGAGAAAACCUGCUCAUGGACUUUAGGCUCUCCAAGGGAGAUGGACUCGAGUUCAAGCGACAUUUCAUCAAGAUAAAAGAACAGAUGAAGUCGGUCAUAAGUAAGAUGCCUCCUGCUUACCCUCUGGUUCCAUCCCAAGUCAGCCAACUCGAUGCACACUGACACAAACAUGUUGUCAACUUUUGGUAACUGGAUGGCAAAAAUAAUCAGGUGUUCAUCUGACAGUGCAGGACAAUGUCGUGGUAGAUUGGAUUUAUUAUCAGACGGAUGAUUUCGUGAACAAAUGACAGCGUGAAGGUUGUGAAUGAAAUAUUUCUUUGAAAAGGAGUUUGUGUGAAUAUUUGCAAGGUGUUUACAUGAGCACAUUGAUGAAAAAAUGCUAUUAGAUAUAAAGGAUGCUAUGUGAAAUAUGAACUCCAUUUAUUUGUUCUGGAAACAAAAUGGUGAAUGUUUAUGUCUGAAAAAUAGAAUACUCAUGGAAAAAGUCUGCAUGAAUUCAUGUGUGUAUGUGAUUCUAAGAAGUACUUGGAAUUUAACUUUCUUUCAUUAUGAAUCAACAACCCCCCCCCCCCCACACGCACACAUACAAAACUUAAAACGUUGAUACUGUGAAUGUUGCUCCCUGCAGAAUUUCCAUGCCUGCAAUAUAAGAACUCUGAUUUUCCAAUUCUAUAGCUUGAUGUAGGUAAUGAUUCCACAGUGAGGGUCAUGUCGUAUACAGUUUGAUCAGGAGUACGAAACACAAGGCUGUUCAAGGUAAAUCAAAGUGAUUGUAUGUUGCCGAGCUUAUAUUAUCUAUAAGUUCUGAUGAGCUUUCAAUCCAUUAUAUCACCGGUAAAUUGAUAAAAGUACUAAAGAAAUUCUGCAGAAUAUAUCACUUAAAUUCUGCCUGCUUGGACAAUUCUGUCAAAGUAAUAUCCGAGUAAUAAUUUGAAUGAACUGGUAUGGAGUCACCUGCCCGACCUUGUAGGUUUUCUCUGGGUACUCUGGUUUCUUCCCACAAUAAGACACCUUAUGUGCUUCCAUCCGGGCCAACAAGUGUGAUUACAAUUGAUUGAUAUAACUCGUUUCAAGUUUCAACGGUUUUCUGAAUAUGAUUAAGUUUAUAUCUGCAGAAUUCAUAGCAGCAUAUAUAUAUGCUCAGCAACAUGGGGCAUGCAGUCUUUUGAAGUCGUUGAGUUUUGCUUUGUGGACUUGAAUCUUGGGUCUUGGAAAAGAUGUGAUUCAUUGAUUCAUGUUGAUAAACCAGUAAGUAAUUAUGCAGGGACAUGAGUCUUUAGAAAAGUACUUUCAAUGCAUGUUAGAACAAUUCUCUGUUAUUUCAAGGUAAAUCUCAUUUUGUUUUUGGACGAAUCAAUGCUGAAAUUACAUAUGAAACAUGUGAGGCAUCAGAUGUUUCAAAAUUAAUUUGAUACUGUAAAAUGUGUUAAUCUUUUUGAAAGUACUUUGAAAAAUUGAAUUCGGUAGUUGAAAAUGCCUUGAAUGCCAUCAUCUGUAUACCAUGUGAUCCUUCUCCCCCCAAUGUGGUUAUUUAUAUGAAGGUAGAAUACUUUUGUUCCUUAUACAUUCCCAAGGCAUGCCUGAUUUUUAAUUCUAUUGGCAAACAUGAUAUUGAUGUGCUGGUGGAAGGGCGGCAAAAUUACUUGAUUGGGUCCCUAAUAUGCGCACACAAUUUCGGCACAUGCUGAUUGCCGUAAAUUCCUGCCGGUUUGGAAGCACCGGCAAACAAGAUGACAACAUGUUCAACCGAAAGAUUAGAUUAAGUGAGAAGUUAAAGAAUUUGAACUUGUUUUGAGUCUAUGUCAGGCUAUUUUAGUCAUAUAUAUUGCAAAAUAAGUUGAUUUCAAAUGUUCUGCAGCGUUUGAUGUUUACAAUGCUUUUGAAAUAUGUUUAUUCAUAUAUAAAUAUAUAAAAUAAAUAAAAAAAAUAUUUUGGUCUAUGUCAGCCAUAUUGCAACUGAGCCACUUCUUGAAUGUGCCUACCGGUGGCAGGUUCAAAAUCGGCAAAGCUAGAAUCAGUUCACCCUAUAAUGUCUGGUACCUCCAUAUCCACAAUGCAUACAUUGUACAUAUACAAUAGAAUCUUGGAAAAGGAAAAGAUAACUCUUUAUAGUACUUGUGUUAUAUUGUUAAUUUGUGCAGAUAUUAACAGGAAGUUAACUCUACAAUACAUUUUAUUUUUCUCACUUAUUUGAAAAUACACAAGAUAUUGUUUAUAAUGUUGGAGAGUAUAUAUAGUUUGUAGAUGGUAGUGCAAGAUGAUGCGAGUUGUCAUUAUGUCAUACUAGAAAAUAGAGGAACCAGCAAGUUUACUCUGUAAUUUCUUGAUUAAUAUUGUAUAAAAUUGUAGUACAUUGAAUAUGAAGUACAAAUGAAUUCAGGAUUAUAUGUUGUAUUUUCACAGAUUUUUGUGCAUGUUUGUUAAGUGUGAGAAAUUUUAAUCAGAAGUAUGUAAGAUACAGUAUUGGUGCUAUAUAAAGAAAUAAACCUUAUUGAACGAU